Molecule: messenger RNA, 2298 nt
Organism: Candidozyma haemuli
Lineage: Eukaryota; Fungi; Ascomycota; Pichiomycetes; Serinales; Metschnikowiaceae
Product: ribonuclease P/MRP protein subunit
Exons: 1
Coding region: 1-2298 (765 amino acids)
Biological process (GO): tRNA 5'-leader removal
Cellular component (GO): nucleolar ribonuclease P complex; ribonuclease MRP complex
Source: RefSeq, a predicted model, not a curated record
AUGCCUCCCAAACCGCCGCCAAACUCUCGAAAGGCGAAGCUCUACAACAGUAGAACUAUACGGUCCGAGACGGUCGAUCCAAGCUUCAAUGACGGCGUCUUGACCAUUCCCCAGUUCCUCUCUUCCAGAGAGUACGAAAUCAAAGCAUUCGAGCAUAGUCAAUUAAAUACCAAGUAUGCUUCUUCAAAUAGGGUUUUCCAGAGUCUUCCAAGAACGCUUCGGCGGAGAACAGCAUCACAUAAUGUCAAGAGAGUUCCAAAGAGAAUGAGGAAGAAAGCAUUGAGAGAGAUGCAGAGCACCGUGAACGGUGUACCACCAAAGAAGAAGCAACCCAGAGGAAGGGAGCGUUAUAGAUUGAAGCAAAGGAAGAAGCUUCUUAUUUUGGCAUCGAAGAUUAAGAAGCUUAAGGGUGCUGCUGCGGUCAAUGCUGGUAAAUCUAUACCAGCUAGACUUAAAGAACUCAAUGUUCAAUUAUCUGAUUUGCAAAAACGUAAAUUGAAACCGUUGAAUAACGUUGUUGGGGCAUUUGACCAAUCCUUAGAGGGAAAAUUGGCGCCAAAACCACAGGGUAACGUCAAGUAUGGCAAACGCCAGACAACUUAUACAUGGCAGCCUACACAUGUUUGGCAUGCAAAGAGGUUUCAUAUGAGCAAGAAAUGGGGAUUCCAGAUUCCUUUCAGCCCUAACCAAAAAUGUUUUAGAGCCACGAGUCGAGCUUCAAAGCAAGGAACGAUACUUUUUGAUACGUCUUACUACAGUGAAUUAACCGUGGACUGCGUUGACUCCAAGCGGCUUGAAUCUUUGUUACUGGAGGUAACGAAAUACAAUUCACCAACUCCUGAGUGGUUAUCUCGGGGUAAGAAGGCAUACACGGGCUGGAUAUAUGGUGCUGAAAAGAAGGUUAGCCCAGGACAAGUACUCGUUCACGGUAAUACAGUAUUGGUGAGAACUCACCCAUCAGUCUAUGGCGAGUUUUUCCAACACUUACUUACCUUCGCCAAGACACUUAAAGUGACGGUUACAGACUGCCGUUACGCAAUUGGAAGUUUGCAACUUAUUGGUCCAACCGCUCUUCAGACAUUGGGCAAGAUCAUUCAUCAUAAAGGAGCCAAGACUUCAACUUCUCUGAGUUGGCUACUAUACUCAAACACAAACGACGCUGCCCUCAUUCCCGAGGGAGCUACAUUUGCAUUUUACAUCGAAGAUCCUCGUUGUUGGAAACGUCCCGUCUCGCCGCCUCUUCCUCCAAAAGAUUAUAGAGACAUCCUCCUGAUGAUAUCGCAAAACCAGCUGUACAUAGACGACGAUGCCAUCAGUGGCCUUUUCACCAGCCAAGGAAGGACGGGUUCAUACAAGGAUAUGUAUUCCAUCAAACAGAUCGGCCAGCAGUUUGGCCAACUGGAUCCCUUCGCUCAAAACAUUAAGAGUUCAAGCGAGAUACCUUUGGUUAUCACAAAAGGAGCAAAUCAGACAUGGAUCGUUUUAGCGCCAUGGUUCUGGAUCCAACCUCUUUGGAGCAAGCUUGUUCAAAUUCCUGGCGUGAAGACCGGAGGAACUCGCCAAGAACAUCAGGUUAAUUUCGAACAAGGCAGACCUUCAUUCCCUCAUGACUACCCGUUCCUUCCUGAGGGAUACAAGCAUAAUGAUGCUUUACAAGAAGCAUCUGAUCUUAAGCGAAGCAAGUUGCCACCAAGUAAAAAGAAACCUAUCCCCAUGGAACACGGACUUGAAUUGGCUGGUGGUGACUGGUGGUUUCUUAGAAAAUGGACAUUCACUUAUCCGUUGAUUGAAAAAGAUGUGGUUAGAACACAUCCUUUUGGAGAGUUUACAGACGAUAGAUACAGAAGGAUCCUUGAUGAAAACGAUGCUCUCACUGUGGUUCACGCUGUCAGAGAAGAGUGGAAGAAGACCGGCAAGCCAAUGAACAUGAAUGAACUCCCCAUCACCUUGUUCAGAAGAAACGAUCCAACACACAAGUCUAUCGCUGACGGGACUUUCAAACCUGAUGUCUCGAAAUUUCCAUCCUUGCCUGUCGUGCAAAGAAGCUUGCAGUUAACCGGUAAGGGUAUUAUCAGAGACUCUGCCAGAAUCUAUGAGAUUCCAGAGGGGUCUAAAAAGCAGCCUGAACUUAGAAACCUCAUUGGGUUUGUCACCACAGGUACAUUUAAUCUUAGCGGAGGUGUACCAACGGGCCUUGGGUUAGUCAAUGCCAGAUUUAAGGAUAACAAAAGGGUCAUGGUAAGAAAUGUUGGCUGCACUAAUUUCUAUUAUGCCAGGAUUGACUCGCUCAAAGACUGA